UAUAAAAGAAACACACCUCUUAUGUCCUAAAUCACAUUUCAGGAAUUGCAUCCAAAGCAAAGUAGCAAUUCAUAUUCUAUAUCUCACAUUCUCAGUUGUUAUUUAGCUCUAAUCUUUUAUUACAGGUAUGGCGAACAAAAUGGCUUCGCUUUUGAUUCUUGCCUUUGCGCUUAUGGUUGUCGCCCUCAAUGCUUCCCUCGCAAAUGGGGACAUCACAUGUCAAGCUGCCAUAUUAGAUUUGAUGCCAUGUCAGUCUUACUUGGCAAGCUUUGGUCCGCCAACCCCUACCGUCCCUUGCUGUGAUGGUGUUCGAAGUGUGGACGCUCAAGCUACCACCACAGAGAUUCGUAGAAGCCUCUGUGAAUGCUUUAAGAAGGCUGCUGCUGGCAUGCCUAUAGACCCUGCAAAACUUAAGCAGCUUCCUCAGUUCUGUCAAGUCUCUGUUCCUGUUCCUCUUGACCCCAGCAUCGACUGUAGCAAGAUUUCAUUUUAAAUGGAUUUGAUCGAGGGCAUGAAUGAUGGAAAAAUAAAAUUUGGAGAAGGAGAAAGAUUAGUUACAUGCCCGCCCACAGCCAUUGAUGGUUUAUGAUCGAAGAAACUAGUGCUUUGACUAUUGCUAUUAUGCAUGAUGUAUGAUGUAUUGUUUUAAUGAUUAAUAGAAAUCAAUGACUUCUCCAAU
Fragaria vesca subsp. vesca is the source of this 679-nucleotide messenger RNA. RefSeq names its product non-specific lipid-transfer protein 1-like. Bases 128 to 493 code for a protein of 121 amino acids. The transcript has 2 exons. Gene Ontology annotation, molecular function: lipid binding. Gene Ontology annotation, biological process: lipid transport. Gene Ontology annotation, cellular component: membrane. The record is from RefSeq and is a predicted model, not a curated record. Lineage: Eukaryota; Viridiplantae; Streptophyta; Magnoliopsida; Rosales; Rosaceae.